Messenger RNA from Wallemia mellicola CBS 633.66, 1140 nucleotides. RefSeq names its product 40S ribosomal protein S27. Gene Ontology annotation, molecular function: RNA binding; structural constituent of ribosome. The record is from RefSeq and is a predicted model, not a curated record. Gene Ontology annotation, cellular component: ribosome; cytosolic small ribosomal subunit. Gene Ontology annotation, biological process: translation; ribosomal small subunit assembly. The transcript is spliced from 3 exons. NCBI's taxonomy places the organism in Eukaryota, Fungi, Basidiomycota, Wallemiomycetes, Wallemiales, Wallemiaceae. The coding region runs from base 73 to 324 and encodes 83 amino acids.
AAAAUUGUAAUUUUUGAAGCAAGAGACUGACUGGAAAUUCUGAGCUUCUUAGCAAACGCUGUGCUUUGAAAAAUGACCCUUGCAGUCGACCUUCUUAACCCUUCAUCUCAAACAGAGGUUCAAAAGCACAAGCUCAAGCGUUUGGUGCCAAGUCCAAACUCCUUCUUCAUGGACGUUAAGUGCCCAGGUUGCUUCGCUAUUACAACCGUGUUCUCACACGCUCAAACUGUUGUUUUAUGCGGCUCUUGCUCCACCGUUCUCUCCCAACCAACCGGUGGUAAGGCUCGUUUGACUGAAGGCUGCUCAUUCCGUAGAAAGAACUAAGUUAAAACAAUUAUUGUUAUCUACGAAAUACAUUCUUCAUCAACGAGCACUAGCAACCAUUAAAUCAUCAAUCACUUGAGCCCUUUUCUCUGUGUCUGCAAAUAGCGCUUUGCACAAUCGCACAAGUUCUUCUGAUGAGAAAUCGACCAAGCUGCCUUCCUUGUGAAGGUAGCUCAAAUCUACCAGGCUGGCUUGAAGGAUUUCUGAGAGGUAUGCGAAUUUGAACCAGUUGUCUGUCUGCUUGAAUCCCUCCGUGCCAUUCUCUUCAAAUACGCAUUGUAGUCCUGCUUGCAAAUCUCUGCACAUUUUGCAUAACUUCUGACUGUCUUCUUCGCUGAUAUCAUCCAUAUCUUCAACUGCUUCUAUUACGAAUCUCAUCAAGAAUUCUGCUACUGAACCCAGUAAUUUGUUCAGUUCUUCUUUAUCUAUUACAUCCUUCACAGAUGAUCUCAACCUUGAGAAUGAUGAAAUCACACCAGCGAAUGCUCUUUCGUGAUUUAUAGAUAAAUCCGUCAGUGGUCCCGCAUCAGUUAAUAUAUCAACUAUCUGUCGUCUCUGUUCAACAUCCACAUUCACUAGUGUGGUUUGUUUAAGCAAUUCUAGCUUUUUCGAGCUUGUUUUCAAUUCUCUAUCCGAGACUUCAUGUGAGAGGUACUCGCAAUCGUUAAUAAAUUGAAGCGCCAAUGCUGGUACCAGCUUGAUCGUUUCUCUAUGCACAUAUGGAAAGAGCGACCUGUAGAAGUCCAAUACUAAUUCUGCCACUUCAGUUGCUUUCUCUGGUAAAUUGUUGUCUUUCGAAGGUAUUUCGCUUGUCUG